Messenger RNA from Grus americana (Whooping crane), 2924 nucleotides. RefSeq names its product chondroitin sulfate proteoglycan 5 (gene CSPG5). Bases 173 to 1975 code for a protein of 600 amino acids. Gene Ontology annotation, biological process: nervous system development. Lineage: Eukaryota; Metazoa; Chordata; Aves; Gruiformes; Gruidae. The transcript has 5 exons. The record is from RefSeq and is a predicted model, not a curated record.
CCCGCCCCCAGCCCGGCCCCGGCCCCCCCCCCCCCCCCCCGGUCUCGUCCCCCCCACCCCCGGCAGGGAGCGGAGCGGCGGCGGGAGGCGCGGGGCGCGGGGUGCGGGGUGCGGGCGGAGCCGCUGCCGGUGCCGGCCCCGCUGGCGGAGCCGUGGGUCCCUCCAUGCCGCCAUGGCCCCCGCGGCUGCCCGGCCCCGCGCCGCCCCGGCCCUGGCGCUGCUGCUGGCGCUCGGCGCCCUCGCAUCCGAGUGGCCCCCCCAAAACGCCAGCGAGGCCGAGGGGAGAGGCUGGGAGGGCUCCCUGGACAGCAGCCCCCCACGGUGGGACCUGGCGAGCAGAGACCCCCCGGGGGGGCCCAGCAACAGCACCAGCCCCGGGGGGGCUGUGGCAGGCGGCGAGCCCCCGGUGGGACCCCAGCUAGAGCCACCCGGGGGGGCCACGGCCGCCACCACGGACCCGGCGACGAUGCUGGAGGGGUGCGCGGGGUGCGCCGGGGAGGGCGAUGCCAGCGCUCUGCCCCCCAAAGCCGGCUCGGCGGAGGACGGCCAGGCGGCAGUGACCUGGCCCGGUGACGGGGGGACGGUGGCGGUGGCCCUCGGCAGCCCCGAGGAGCCGGGGAGCGGCGAGCGGGCCACGCGAGCCUCCCUGCCCAGCCCGGGGGUUUUUGGGGGGCUCACGGCCGCCCCGCCGAGCCCUUCCGGCCCACGGCUCGCCACUGACUCGGCCGAAUCCGACCUGCUGCUGGCAGCCGGGGGCUCGGCCGUGCCGUGGACCCCCAUGCCGGGUGACCCCAGCCCUGUGCCAGGCGCCGCGGGGGACUCGGGGCGUCCCCCGGAGCUCUGGGUGGUCGCAUCCAGCCCGGCCCCAGCGCAGGGGGCUCGCGGCCGGACGGAUUUGACCUGGCUGGAGGCAGAGGAGCCCGUCACCGCCGCCCCCGCCCCGGCCGAGCCGCCUGCCGACCGGACGGCCUCGGAGAUUAUCGACGUCGACUACUACGACCUGUUUGAGGGGGCCGAGGGGCUGGGGGGCUUCCCCGGGGGCGGCCGGGGGGCGGCUGGCUCGGCACGGCGGCGGGAGCCGGAGGAGGCGGCCACGCCGUGGGCCCUCCACGAGCUCUACGACGACUUCACGCCCUUCGACGAAGCCGAUUUCUACCCCACCACCUCCUUCUACGCCGACGGGGAUGAGGAAGAUGAGCUGGAGGAGGAUGAGGAGGAGGAGGAGGAGGAAGAUGGGGGGCUGGAGGACGAGAACGGCUACCGGCCACCCGCCUCGGCCAUGCCCGGCGCCCAGCCGGCGCCGCGGGACCCCCGACCUACCGGCCGCCGCGACACGGCCCCGCCGCAGCCCUCCGGCGUCACGGGGGGCAGCCCCACGGCACGGCCGCGGCCGGGGGAGCGGGGCCAGCCGGAGAACGGCACCGAGUGCCGGAGCGGUUACGUGCGGCACAACAGCUCCUGCCGCUCCGUCUGCGACCUCGUCCCCAGCUACUGCCACAACGGCGGCCAGUGCUACCUGGUGGAGAGCCACGGGGCCUUCUGCCGGUGCAACACGCAGGACUACACGUGGCACAAGGGCACGCGCUGCGAGGCCAUCGUCACCGACUUCCAGGUGAUGUGCGUGGCCGUGGGCUCGGCCGCCCUCGUGGUGCUGCUGCUCUUCAUGCUCACCGUCUUCUUCGCCAAGAAGCUCUACCUGCUCAAGACGGAGAACAGCAAACUGCGCAAGACCAAAUACCACACCCCGUCCGAGCUGCACAACGACAACUUCUCCCUCUCCACCAUCGCUGAGGGCUCCCACCCAAACGAUGACCCCAGCGCUCCCCACAAGCUGCAGGACUCCCUGAAAUCCUGCCUGAAGGACGAGGAGCCAUUUAACAUCCACAACUCGACGUCGCCCAAGCACGACGGCGGCGGCGGCAAAGGGGAGCAGGACGGCGGCGAGCUCAACUGUCUGCAGAACAACCUGACGUGAGCAGGGGAGGAGAAGGAGGCGAGAGCAGGAGCCAGCCCUCCCGUCCCCGGCCCUACAAAUCUCCUCUCUCCUCCCCAUCCGGUAUCUCUUUUUUCCCCGCUCCGUGGCAUGCUUUGGUGUGUUUUGUACAGAGGAAAACAAACAAACAAAAAAAUAAUUAAUUAAUAAUAAUACGAAUACAAAGCCAAAGGCUGUAAAUGGUCUUUGGCCGCGUCGUGUCGUGGGGGUGUUUGGUUUGUGCUCCGUGUCUAUCGCUUGGGUUAGUUCAACGCUGUGAUUUCUAAACCUUUGCUGUUCCGCAACUGACUUUUUUUGUACUUUUACCCCACUUUUUUUGAAAUACAAGUAAAAACAACAAAAAAAAAGGAAGAUCUUGAAAUAAAACUUUUUUUUUUUUUUUAAGUUAAGCCUCUUGCCGGUGCCUGCGAUCUUCCAACACGGACACAGCAGGUCCCUGCCCGAGUCCCAUCUGAGCAUCAUGGGGGGGGGUGGCGGGUGCCCAGCGUCCCCCUCCCCAGGCAUCACCCCAGCUCUGCCAGGCCAAUGUGUCCCACCGGAGCGGGGACACUGCGGGGUGCUGCCACCCCGGACACCCUCAGGUGCAGACGGGACCCCCCCCCCCGGGAUGUUUGGUGGAGAUGCUGGGGCUGCACCCUGCUCGCAGGGGCUGCUCCGUCCCCGUGCUGGGGGUCACCCCGCAAAGCGUGGGUGCACGGGGGUGUGACCGUCACCGACAGCGUGCUCCCGGCCACCUCCUGCCCAAACAGCCUCCUCUCGGCGGAGCCACCCGGGCUGCCAGUGGGGAUUGGGGCUCCUGGCUGUCACAACCCCCCCCCAGCUCCUCGUUCCCAUCCAUUCGUGUGAUGGAAGAGAAAACCACGCCGCUGCCGAGGGCCCCAACCGCACGAGAUUCACGGGGGCAAAACCCCUGGCAGCUUGGGCAACGCUG